CAGGAGGUAACCAUAGCAACGGCACUCAUCGCGAGCGUUUUCCGUUACAGGCGACCGUUGACUGUCUACAAAAUAUGGCUAGUUCCUUGGCUCCUCCUCCAUUUCUCCGGGUUGGCACAGAGGAUGAGAUCCGGCUUUGACAGAUGGGGCGGCUGGGACACAAGUGAUGUAGAUGAAGACAGAUUCUGACGUGUGCGUUCUGGGUGAGGAGAGGGUGAAGGAACAGCUAGAAGCAUUGCUGCAAGUGUCUGAAAGAAUGUAGUGAUGAUGGAAGGUGUAGUUACAACAUCUACCAGCAAGGGCUAACUAAACCAAACCAUUUGUAAUAUCCCUUUAACUAAGAGGAAGACAUGAUUCUCCAGGAAGUGACAUCAUUUUAGAGGGAAAACAGCAGCUCAAGCAUUACAUUGCUCUGGCAUCUCGUGUGGAGCGCUGACUAGCUAGUUAAUUGAGAGCCUCCCGAGACCCCGGCUAGUUUGAGAAGAACCAAGUGAAAUGGGAUUGUUCUUGCGGGAACAACGGAGGAGAUUGGAAGAGCCCAGGGGAGAAGCACUGAAGAGCGGAGGCCAGGCAGGCCAUGACAGCACUGCUACAAACCUUUUAGGCUGUCUGCUGGAGCUCAGACUCUAUUGGAUUUGGCUCAUGUGCCCAUCUAACGCUCUGAGAGCUGCUCUAAUGUGCUGUCAGCCGUUCCACAUGCACUUCCUCUGUCGUGAUGCACUUGCCUGUCUGGACAACUGUUGCGUCUGCAGCACCCAGACGAGCUGAUCUGAUCUGAUGUCACGUAUGCUCAAAGUGUUGACGGGCUCCGACCAAAGUAACUGAGAACCUGCUGGUAUCAUCCUCGUCUUCAAUGGCAGCCACAGCCUCUGGACUCCAAACUCUGAACGCCGCUUAUCUUUACAGCCGCUAAUACUGGCUGAGGAACCCAGUGAUGGGACCAGCCCGUGUUAACCAUUAACACCCCAACUUGCACCCUUUUUCAUCCUGGUGGUGUAGCAUGACCUAGAUGAGGAGAACGACGGAGAAGAAGAGCUAUGGUAAUGCAAAGAGACCUUCAGCGUCUGUCCCUGUCGUUUAAAUUACAAGAGCGAGAUUAAUUUUCCAUUUGUGGACCUCUGAAAGAUGGCAACAUCUUCCCAAAAACAUUCCGCUGAUAAAUGAAAAGCAGCGGCACUCUAGAAAUAAUGACAUGAAUUACAGCACACUCUUACUGCGGUAAUCGCAGAGUAGCUAUUGGAUAUAAAGACUGAUCAAUAUGCCCUCUGAAGGCCUGCAGAAGGACGAGCGAGGAAGAAACCUGAAUCGAGUGAACUGGCAAGAAGAAAUGCAUACCGGUUUGGAGCUGCAUGAUGUAGAUUGGUAAAACGCUGGAAAGUGGUGGAAAGAGAAGAUCAUGCAAGCCAGAUUUGAACUCAUGUUCCCAAGAUCAUUUUUACGACCCACAGCACCAACUUCAUCAGGAAUGGAUCAAAUGUGUGGUACUGUGGGCAGCUCGACCACAACCACAAGCCCUCUCUGCGAGCCAAUCAAUGUGGAGAAGAAAGCAGAGUCCCCGCCUUUUGCCCAAUGACAAUUUGGGCGGCAGCGGCCAGUGCCAAGCUGAUAGGGAAUCAAUGCAACGCAAAACCUGACAUCAAUCCCAGAGAACCUGCAAGAUGAUCAGAUGGGGUCAGAGAUGAACAGACACUCCAUCGUUCUCUUAAUGGUCUUACUGGAGAUUCCCUCUUUCUGUGUUUUGGGGACUCCGUUGAUGGACAUCCAGGAGUUCAGCCGGUGGAGCGAGGAGUGUUUUUCUCAGGGAUGAGGAUAUGCGCUUCCAGGAUGCGGCACGAUGUGUUGCCGUGGGAACACAGCAGGAGACCUGUGUGUAGGACAGCUAGUUCUAAAACGCAGCCCAAAACUCACUGCGUCAAACUCUGCCGGCGGAAAUCCAAGACGCACAUCCCAUGAUUUAAGAGUUCAGACUGAACAAAGAACCCUCUUCUGGGGCCAGAUUCACAAAAGAAUCAACAGAUUAAAAUGUCACGAAAGGUAACGUGCAAAACGCGUAAAGAAGUCUACGAUUUGAAGCAGGGCCGAGCCGGGAGCCCUUCAAAAUUCGGGAGCAGAUCAAGUUGGAAGAGCUGGAUUCGGACGAAGACGGGGAGAAGCAGCCGCCGCCGCCGCCGCCGCUCACCAUGGCCUCCAACAGCAUCUUCGAAAGCUUUCCGUCCCACCAGUCGUGCUUCUCCAGGGAACCUGCGCCUGGGCGACGCUUCACGCCUCCCUCGACCACUCUGAGCUCGGGGAAGAUGAAUGAGGGGUUGCCCCUGGGGGCUCAGGAGAGCAGCGGUGCCGCCCUGGUGGGCAAACUGCGCAUGGCUGACCGGAGCAUGGUGGAGGUGCUUUCCGACCACCCAGGAGAGCUGGUGCGCACCGACAGCCCCAACUUCCUCUGCUCUGUCCUGCCAACACACUGGCGCUGCAACAAGACGCUGCCCAUCGCUUUCAAGGUGGUUGCCCUUGGUGACAUCCCUGAUGGCACUUUGGUCACAGUGAUGGCCGGCAAUGAUGAGAAUUACUCUGCCGAACUCCGCAAUGCCACAGCCGCCAUCAAGAACCAAGUUGCUCGUUUUAAUGACCUGCGUUUCGUUGGCCGCAGCGGACGAGGCAAGAGUUUCACUCUCACCAUCACUGUCUUCACAAACCCUCCUCAAGUGGCCACGUAUCAGAGAGCCAUAAAGAUCACUGUGGACGGCCCCCGAGAACCACGGCGCCACCGACAGAAGCCGGAUGAAGCAGUAAAGCCAGGCGCGUUAGCUUUCUCUGAACAGUUGCGGCGAAGUGCCAUGCGGUGCAGUCCACACCAUGGCCCCGCCCCCAACCCCCGCCCCACCCUCAACACACCCCCCUUCAGCAGCCCCGCCCACAGCCAGAUUUCCGAUUCUAGGCAGAUGCAGACGUCUCCGUCCUGGUCGUAUGAGCAGUCGUACCCUUACCUGGGUCCCAUCUCCACCCCAGCGGUUCACCCCACCACACCCAUCUCCCCCAGCCGCAGCGCUAUUCACUGUCCAGAUCUGACGGCAUUCACUGACCCUCGCGUGGGUCUGGAGCGUUCCUUCCCGUCGCUGCCCUCGCUCCCAGACGGCCGUUUCUCGGACCCGCGCGUGCCGUACCCCACCGGAGCGUUCACAUACACACCCACGCCCGUCACCAGUGCCAUCGGCAUCGGCAUGUCGGCCAUGAGCAGCCCGGCGGGCCGCUAUCACACGUACUUACCCCCGGCGUACCCCGCGGGCUCAUCGCAGGCUCAGGCCGGCCCCUUCCAGCCCGGCUCGUCCCCGUAUCACCUGUACUACAGCAGCGCCGCCGGAUCCUACCAGUUCUCCAUGAUGCCGGCCGGAGGAGGGGGAGGAGAGCGCUCGCCCCCGCGCAUCUUACCGCCCUGCACCAACGCCUCCACAGGCUCCGCCCUCCUGCACCCCUCGCUGCCCAAUCAGAGCGAGGUGCUGGUGGAGGCUGAGGGAAGCCACAGCAGUUCACCAACCAGCCUGUCGGUGGAAGCCGUCUGGAGGCCGUAUUGAUGCUUGCUUGACCAAUAGGAGGAGGCAGGGCCGGAUUUACACAUAGGCAGUCUAGGCACGGGCCUAUCCUUGCUUGUCCAGGGGGGUCCAAACACAGUGAAGAGAUAUAUGAUAUUUUUGUUAUACGAUGGGCUAUCUACAACAGUAAAAGAACCUAAACCCCAGACGACGAAUGUGACCCUGGACCACAAAACCAGUCAUAACGGUCAAUUUUGUGAAAUUGAGAUUUAUGCAUCAUCAUAAAAACGCUUUCCAUUGAUGUAUGGUUUGUUAGGAUCGGACAAUAUUUGUCUGAGAUACAACUAUUUGAAAAUCUGGAAUCUGAGGGAGCAAAAAAAUCUAAAUAUUGAGAAAAUCACCUUUAAAGUUGUCCAAAUUAAGUACUAAUCAGACUAAUAAAAAAUGAAGUUUUGAUAUAUUUACGGUAGGAAAUAAAAGAAAAAUCAAUAAUUUUGACCCAUAAUAUGCACAAAUAUACCUGUGCUACUUAUGACUGCUUUUGUGCUCCAGGGUCACAUAUAAUAUUUUUGUUAUACUAUGGUUUAUCUACAACAGUAAAAGAACCAAAACCCCAGAAGACAUUGAGCAAAUAAAUAACAAACAAUAGGAUAAAAAUGACAAACUAUUUCCAUGUUUUCCACCUUUUUUAUCUACGGAAAUCACGCUGUCGCAGUACAGACACACACUCGUGCUCACAUGCAGAUACAUGUACAGAAACUUGUCGUCAGCGAUGCCCCGUGAAUUUAGGAAUAGUUUAGCAGCUGAAAAGCUACAUGACAUUUCUCAGUAGCAAGGUUCUUGAAGCAGUUCAACUUACAGAUUCACUGUUAUUAAACGUUGCUGCUGAACACUGCUGAGAGACGCACAGAUGCAGGUUUUUACACACGCUUAAUCUCUCUCUCUCUCUCUUUAAUAACUGCAUUAGACUGCAUAUCAAUGGCUCAAGCCUCUGUUAUUAGCUCUAACAUUACAUUUUGGAAAGGUUUGGGAUGAGAUGUGUAAGAAAUGAAUUCAACACGCACGAGAUUUCACGCACGACGAAAACAUGACAAACGUCUUGAAAUAAUAUUAAUUAAUAUUAAUAGGCAAGGGGGGCCCAAAAAUUAGUUUUGCCUAUGUCACGAUAAGAGGUAAAUCCGGCCCUGGGAGGAGGGCAGCUGAACGAGGUGGAUUCUGAUUGGACUUGACGGACGGACUUUUGUUUUUCACAGCGCAGCAUGAGACUCGUUUGUUUUUUAAAGUUGUGGAUAGUUUGUAUUGUUAUUAUUAAUAUUAUUGUUAUUGUUAUUAUUAUUAUUACUGUUGUUUGUCUCGUCAUCACUGUACAACUUUGUUCAUCAGUGCCAGAUAUGUUUAAUGUCAAAAAAAACCUCAAGGCCUCAAGGAAACAGACUCUACGCAAGUACUCAAACACGUAGCCGUCAUGACGCAAGAAAAUUAACACAAUUUUGGUGUUAAUAAAUGCAUGGUAGGAUAACAGUCCCACCAAACAAAAAUAAAAUAUAUUUGCAACUAUCUAGACUUUGCAUAAAUAUGGUAUAAUAAAAUAAAAUAUUAAUAUUAUAUUAAUUUUUAUUGUACUCUAAUGAUUGUUUUAUUUCUGCUUUUGAUAGUCUGAGAAUAAUUAAAUAUUUAAAUAAAUUUUGCUUCAAUUAUCAGACACUUCAUAAAAUAAUUAAUAUCAAAAAAGGCAACAGUUGCAAAUUAUCAUUGCAUAAAUAUAAUGCUAUAUGCCAUAAAUUAAAAUAAUUAAUAAAAUAUGCAUAAUGCAUUUUAUGUUUUGUUUGUUGUAGUUUAAUGAUUGCUUAUUUAAUUUCUGUUUUUUUUUUUACCAUUUUAAUAUUUAAAUAAUCAAAUGUUGCUUCAGUUAUCAGGUACUUAAAAAUAAUUAAUAUCAGAAAACAAUAUCAGUUGAUUUCUACUUAGUAUUUCAUUCAGGUGACUGAUAUAAACAUGCAAACAGCUUUACAUAAAUGCAAUGCUAUAUGCUGUAAAUAAAAUGCAUUAUCAAUCUUUUAUUAAUUAUUUUAUUUUUAUUGUGGUCUGGUUGUUGUUACUGCUUUUUGACAAUGAUGAUAUAAUAUUUAAAUAAUAAAUAUUGAUUUAGUUGUCAGACAGUUAAUAAAAAAUAAUAAAUAUCAGUUGAACUCCAUUCAGGUAACUGAUGCAAAAUACCUUUGCAAAAUAUGCUAUAUGCAAAAAUAUAUAUUUUUAAAAAUCACAAUGCAUUUUGUAGUCUAAUGAUUAUUCAUUGUUCUUUUUGAUAAUAAGAAAUAAAUAUUCAAACAUUUUUAAAUAAGACAUGAAAUAUCAAUAAAAUGACAAAACAAUAUGAAUUGAUCUCUAUUUAGUAUUCCAUUCAGAAUAUGAUAUAAACAUAUCAGUUCUCUCCUGUAGUUGACCAUAGAAGAAGAUGACUUACUCUAAUGUCCUUCUACAACAUCGUGCAUUGCAUUUGGACACAUUUCUGAAUGUAAUGAUGCAUGAAAUCGAUCUUGUGUAGAGUCUGUUUCAGGUCUAAUACUUUUAAACUGAUCCGCAAUGAAGAAUCCAAAUGCGAUCCGUUCACGAUUGAAUGGCGUGAAUGGGUCGACAGAUGCUGGUUCCUGCAGUGGAGGUGAAGAAAGCGAAGCCUCUGCCGGCGGCGACUCGCUCUUAAGAGCUUCAGCAGACUUCUGACUCUUUACAUUUCCAGGUUUACGAGACUUCGCCCCGGUCACUGCCUUUCACGCUCGUUCUCUCCGCUAGAUUCACAGCGAAUUCAAGCUUUCCGACUGAUGCGCUCAUGUCACGGUUUGCUGGAUGGAGAAUCAUGGACCUGAUUUUUGUGUAAAUAGAUUGUAAAAGACUCACACACUCGACACGGUUCUCAACCUCCACAAUUGUGAAACGAGCAAAACCUUUUGAAAUGCAGCUUCAUUCUUUUCCUUUUGUCCUUUUUUGACAUUACUUUGGAGAAUAUAACACUUUGUUGUGAAGAAACUGCUUAUUUCUA
Messenger RNA from Onychostoma macrolepis, 6561 nucleotides. RefSeq names its product RUNX family transcription factor 1 (gene runx1). The transcript is spliced from 21 exons. Gene Ontology annotation, cellular component: nucleus. Gene Ontology annotation, biological process: hemopoiesis; regulation of transcription by RNA polymerase II; regulation of cell differentiation. Gene Ontology annotation, molecular function: DNA-binding transcription factor activity, RNA polymerase II-specific; RNA polymerase II cis-regulatory region sequence-specific DNA binding; ATP binding. The coding region runs from base 2181 to 3566 and encodes 461 amino acids. Lineage: Eukaryota; Metazoa; Chordata; Actinopteri; Cypriniformes; Cyprinidae. The record is from RefSeq and is a predicted model, not a curated record.